Messenger RNA from Dipodomys spectabilis (banner-tailed kangaroo rat), 2294 nucleotides. RefSeq names its product synaptotagmin 9 (gene Syt9). The record is from RefSeq and is a predicted model, not a curated record. Gene Ontology annotation, biological process: regulation of dopamine secretion; cellular response to calcium ion; regulation of calcium ion-dependent exocytosis. NCBI's taxonomy places the organism in Eukaryota, Metazoa, Chordata, Mammalia, Rodentia, Heteromyidae. Gene Ontology annotation, molecular function: clathrin binding; calcium ion binding; phosphatidylserine binding. The transcript is spliced from 7 exons. Gene Ontology annotation, cellular component: membrane; dense core granule. Bases 265 to 1737 code for a protein of 490 amino acids.
GGAGGGGCCGGGGCCGGAGAGCGAGCCAGCCCCAGCGUGCGAGCCAGCGAGCGAGCGGACGACCGGCAGAGGACGAGCUGCAUGCAACCGGUGGGAGGCCGGGCCGGCGGGGGCUGGGGCCGGGGCUCGGGCUCCGGCUGGCGUUUCUGGCGGGGUCCGUGGCGGCGAUCGCGGGCCGCCCGGAGGCGGCGGCUGUGAGCUGGCAGGCGGAGGGCUGUCUCCCGCGCCCGCCUGCCCGGCGUGGUCCGAGGAUGCGGGGGGGCGAUGCCCGGGGCCAGGGACGCGCUCUGUCACCAAGCGCUGCAGCUGCUGGCCGAGCUCUGUGCCCGCGGGGCCCUGGAGCACGACAGCUGCCAAGAUUUCAUCUACCACCUGCGGGACCGUGCGAGACCUCGGCUCCGCGACCCAGAUAUCUCAGUGAGCCUGCUAACCCUCAUAGUCACUGCCUGUGGUCUCGCCCUCUUUGGCGUAUCUCUCUUCGUGUCUUGGAAACUCUGCUGGGUUCCAUGGCGAGAACGAGGCUUGUUCUCUGGUAGCAAAGACAACCAGGAGCCUCUAAACUGCACAGACACAGAGACCAAUGAACAGGAGAACAGUGAGGACUUCCUAGACCCACCCACGCCCUGCCCUGACUCCUCCAUGAAGAUCAGCCACACCUCCCCUGACAUUCCCCUCUCCACUCAGCCGGGAGUCCAGGAGAAUUGUGCCCAUGGCGUCCGGGUGCAGCGCCAAGUCACAGAGCCAACAUCGUCGGCUCGGCAUAAUUCAAUCCGAAGACAACUCAACCUGUCAAACCCGGACUUCAAUAUCCAGCAACUUCAAAAACAGGAGCAGUUGACUGGAAUUGGUAGAAUUAAACCAGAGUUAUAUAAGCAGAGGUCCUUGGAUAAUGAUGACGGGAGAAGGAAUAACAGCAAAGCUUGUGGGAAACUGAACUUCAUUUUAAAAUAUGACUGCGACUUAGAACAGCUCAUAGUAAAGAUUCACAAAGCUGUCAAUUUGCCCGCCAAGGAUUUUUCUGGAACUUCAGAUCCUUACGUCAAGAUCUACCUACUUCCUGAUCGGAAAACAAAACACCAGACUAAAGUUCACAGAAAGACCCUGAACCCGGUGUUUGAUGAAGUAUUUUUAUUUCCAGUUCCCUACAAUGACCUUGAAGCUCGGAAGCUUCACUUUUCCGUAUAUGACUUUGACAGGUUCUCUCGCCAUGACUUAAUCGGCCAAGUGGUGGUGGAUCAUUUCCUGGACUUGGCCGAUUUCCCCAGGGAGUGCAUCCUCUGGAAGGAUAUCGAGUAUGUCACCAAUGACAAUGUGGAUCUUGGAGAGCUGAUGUUUUCCCUCUGCUACCUUCCCACGGCUGGCAGGCUGACCAUUACCAUUAUAAAAGCAAGGAAUUUAAAGGCAAUGGACAUAACAGGGGCAUCAGAUCCUUACGUGAAAGUCUCCCUGAUGUGUGAUGGCAGGAGACUGAAGAAGAGAAAAACGUCCACCAAGAGGAACACGCUGAAUCCUGUUUACAACGAAGCCAUAGUCUUUGAUGUCCCUCCCGAGAAUAUUGACCAAAUCCAUUUAUCCAUUGCUGUCAUGGACUAUGACCGUGUAGGUCACAAUGAGAUCAUCGGCGUGUGUCAAGUAGGCAACGAAGCUGAGAGGCUGGGCAGAGAGCACUGGAGUGAAAUGCUGUCCUAUCCCCGGAAGCCUAUUGCACACUGGCACUCCCUAGUGGAGAAACGAUGACUACGGAUAAGAGGACUGCUUGUGCCAAGGACAUAGUAGGACAACCAUCUAACAAAGAUAACUUUACCCAUCUAAGCAACACCUGGACAACACCAGUGACCAAAUACUCAGCUGUAACCACAGCAGUAACUGGCCCUCCUUCUAAAUCGGGUUUGGUAAACCCUAAUGGUCUAGCUACCUACUUCAGGUGGCCCAAGGUGAUAUACUGUAGUAGAAGAUCAUCUCUCAUUGUCCAGAACCCAGAUUGGUGUAUGGAAGGAAGCAAGUUAACAUUGAGAGAGUCCCCAGAGUAUCAGGACUCUGGGUGAUUAAUGUGAGGCCCUUGGUAAUGGAGACAUAACACCUGCCUUGGCAGUGGUUACUCUGAUAUGAAGUUUCUUGUAUAAAUGCCCUGGAAGGACAGAAUAUUUUAAAAUAUAUCCAGGUGCUAAAUAGGCAGCAAAUUUCAGUUCAAACUCCACUAGCAUUGAGCUAAUGACUGUCCUCAGAGGAUAAUUUCAUCCUAAGAAAUUAUUUAACUUUACAGAGAAUUGCCUCUCCACCUCUCUGCCCCCAUC